UUCCUGUCCUCUAACAGGCUUCUUAAAGAAGAAAUCUGUGCAGAUGUCACUUUUUGUGUUGGUCAUACCCUAUUCAGAGCACAUAAAUCAGUGCUUUUAGCAAGAGUUCCAGAGUUCUUCAUAUACAGUACUGGAAAACAGUCAAGUAAUCUGAAAGACCAUGAAACUUUUCAUCUGGAGAACUUCGAACCCUCUGAAUUCAAAACAUUUCUGCAGGCUGUCUAUUCAUCUGAUAAAAACAUUAGGGAAAUCGAGGAAGAGACUCUGAGGAAAAGCGUAUGGGAGCCCAGACAAACACAGGAAGAUGAAAGCCUUACAUCUGGUAGUCUUCAGAACACUCAAAUAUCAGGUGUAAAAUGCAUUGGAUGUGAAAAAAGACCAUCUAUUAAUCAGCAUUUUCUGGACGGAGCCAAAGAUGCAGAAGUUGUUUAUUCACUUAAUAAUGAAAAGGGAACUCUAGAAGUCAGUGAUCCUGAAGACAAUAUAACUAAGCAAGGUAAUUCUGAACUAGAAACUGCAUCUGGGUUAGGAGAAGACUUAAUAAUGCUGUACAAGAAAUGUUGUUGUCCAGAUAUUAAUAUUUGGAUAGAAGGCAAACAGUUUCAAGCUCACAGGGCCAUUUUAUGUGCCAGGUCUAGUUACUUUGCUGCUAUGCUGAGUGGAAGUUGGGCUGAAAGCUCCCAAGAGCACAUCACUCUUCAAGGCAUAACCCAUGUAGAAAUGAGUGUCAUAUUGUAUUUUAUAUAUGGAGGAAUGCUGGACUUCCCACACAAAGCUGAUGCUGGUCGAAUACUGAGAAUUGCUGAUAUGUAUGGGCUUGACGGACUGAAAGAAGUAGCUAUCUAUAUUCUCAAACGAGACUACUGCAAUUUUUUUCAAAAGCCUAUUCCUGGAAGGCAGCAACAUGUGCUAGAAUGCUUGGCUAUUGCUCAUUCAGUGGAAGUUGAGAACCUUUAUGCUUCUUGCAUGAAAUGGAUAGGAAAACAUUUUGUGAAAUGUUGGUCAGAGAGGAGCUUUGCCAGUUUACCCACUGAGCUUCAGAAUAACUGUCUUGCUAUGAUGAUUCAGUCUUUGAACCACAAGAAUGCAGCUUUUCUUUUGAUGGAAAGUGACCAGCUGCUCAGUAGUCUUCCUCAAGUGAAAUGGUCUGAAACGGCUCUGGCUUUGGCAACUAGGCUUCAAGAAGAAUGCAUAGAAUUUAUUGUGACAAACUUCCCUUGUAUAAUAGAGUGUGAAAGUUUUCAUACUUUCUUGCAGGCACAGGCAAUGAGCAGCAAACCUGAUCUUCUAGAACAAGUUUUAAAAGCAAUCGAGAAAAACAUUAACAUUGAAAACAGUUGCUUUCUUAUUAUAGCUGUGGAUACUUUGUUGAUCUCCACAAAUGUGAAGGAAAUGGGUUUUACGUGCAAGAUCCAGGCUCUGCGUGAUAAGCUGUGGAUCUUCCUGGUUCAGUCUUUUUAUGCUGUUCGUCAUACAGAAAGCUGGAAGCUGAUGAGACCAGAUCAUCAAGAGAAAAUACAAGCAGAUGUGGUCUGAUUAGGAGGAACUGUCGGGAGCCAGACCACAUGCACACUCAGAAGCUGUGCGAAAGGCACACGAUGCCCGCCUCGCAUGCGCAGUCCGGCCGAACUAUGGCUGUCGAAUCUCUGACCUGCGGCACCGGAACAAGCCCGACACCUACAAUAGAGCACCUACGGGGGGACACACCUCAAAGAACCGUCAUUACUGCACAAGGUGAGUAACUUCCUUUUUCAUACUUGCUAAGCAGUUCAUCAGUAGUUCUUCUGGUCAUCACUAACCCAGCUAUUUAUAUUCCUAAUGAUCAAAUCCUGUAUUACUAUUACCUGUCUCUUCCUAAUAACUAGGAUUCCUCACUGUUACCUCAGUCCCUAUAUGUCACCCUUCUCCCCAAGAGGUAUCCUCAGUGCAAGAGAAUACCAUGAUGUCAUUUGGAAGAACUUAAAAAACUACUAAUAGUCUAGCAGAA
Pelodiscus sinensis (Chinese soft-shelled turtle) is the source of this 1987-nucleotide messenger RNA. The record is from RefSeq and is a predicted model, not a curated record. Lineage: Eukaryota; Metazoa; Chordata; Testudines; Trionychidae.